Chelonia mydas (Green sea turtle) is the source of this 4331-nucleotide messenger RNA. RefSeq lists its product as uncharacterized. NCBI's taxonomy places the organism in Eukaryota, Metazoa, Chordata, Testudines, Cheloniidae. The record is from RefSeq and is a predicted model, not a curated record. The transcript has 5 exons. The coding region runs from base 1704 to 3089 and encodes 461 amino acids.
ACCCCCUGCGGCGGGAGGAGGAGGAAGGAGCCCGGGGGGAGUGUUACCCACCCCGCAGGAGCGGGUGGGAACCCCCAAGGGGUGAUCCCGGGGGGAGGAACCCCGCGGGGGGCGGUCCCUGGGUAAGUGCAUCAGGGGGUCGCCGUGUUAGUCUGGAUCCGUAAACGCGGCAGAGAGGCCUGGGGCACCUUCUAGACUCACCGGGGUGCUGGAGCGUGAGCUUUCCGGGGUGACUCCCCGCUUCCUCGGCGGCACGUAGUGGAAAUUUCCAGAGGCAGGUAUACAUAUGCAAGCCAGAAUCAGGCUGGGGAUAAGGAGGUUAGUGCAAUCAGGGAGGAUGAGGCCCUCUUCGAGCAGAUGAGGUGUGAACGCCAAGGGAGGAGAAACGGCUUUUGUGGUUGGCGAGCCAGUCACAGUCUUUGCUUCGUCCUGAGCUGAGGGGGUCAGAUUUGCAAAUGAACUGAAGCUCUGCAGUUUCUCUUUGAAGUCUGGUCCUGAAGUUUUUUUUGCUGCGGGAUGGCUGCCUUUACAUCUGCUCCUGUGUGUCCAGGGAGGUUGAAGUGUUCCCCUACAGGUUUUUAUAUAUAGCCAUUCCUAAUAUCUGAUUUGUGUCCAUUUAUCCUUUUACGUAGGGACUGUCCAGUUUGGCCGAUGUACAUAGCAGAGGGGCAUUGCUGGCACAAGAUGGCGUAGAUUACAUUGGUGGACGUGCCCGUGAAUGAACCGGUGACGGUGUGGCUGAUCUGGUUAGGUCCUGUGAUGGUGUCGCUGGUGUAGAUAUGUGGGCAGAGAUGGCAUCGAGGUUUGUUGCAUGGAUUGGUUCCUGAGUUAGAGAUACUAUGGUGUGGUGUGUAGUUGCUGGUGAGAAUAUGCUUCAGGUUGUCUGUGGGUGAGGACUAGCCUGCCUCCCAAGGGCUGUGAAAGUGAGGGAUCAUUGUCCAGGAUGGGUUGUAGAUCACUAAUGAUGCGUUGGAGGGGUUUUAGCUGAGGACUGUAUGUGAUGGCGAGUGGAGUUCUGUUGGUUUCUUUCUUGGGCUUGUCUUGCAGCAGGAGGCUUCUGGUUACACAUCUGGCUCUGUUGAUCUGUUUCCUUAUUUCCUCGUGUGGGUAUUGUAGUUUUGAGAAUGCUUGGUGAAGAUCUGGUAGGUGCUGGCCUCUGUCUGAGGGGUUGGAGCAAAUGCGGUUGUACCUCAGCGCUUGGCUGUAGACAAUAGAGCGUGUGGUGUGUCUGGGGUGGAAGCUGGAGGCCACCCCCUGGGUGAUAUGGACCUCCCAAAGAAAGGGGACAUGAACCCCGGGAGCGCUUCCAGGAGACAAGGGGGUAUCAGCCCCCAUGGAAUGACCCCCACAGGGGUGGGGAUAUGAACCCCCAAUUGAAAUGCGCAAAGUGCGAGCCCCAGGGCGCUCCUGCUUUAUUAUAAUACUUUGCCCUUCUCUAGCUCCUUCUAACCAAGGGCUCAGCCCACAUUAAUGAGCUCACACCCAUCACCGUGAGGUAGGGGAAAGUACAAGGCCUAGGUACAGCUGACAAAGCUAGUGCAGAGAGGAAAGGUGAUUUGGCCAAGAUCCCACAGCAGCUUAGUGGCAUGGCAGGUAUUGAAUCUAGGAGUCUGGGUUUCCCACCCUUGGCUUUGAGUCUUACACACAUUAUACUGUAGAAAUGGGCGGAUUAACUUUUUCAUUAAUUCCUCAAAAGUGUGAAUAUGGUAAUUGACCUGGCAGUGAUUGUUUCCAGCAACAGAGAGAAGCCAAACAAAUUCCUUAGCAGCACCCAGAAAACUACUACAACUCACCAUCUGAGCCUCAAAGGACCGGAAAAGAACCAGACACUGCACAGCAACUGGGAAGGAACUUCAUUAUUUAAAAAACAAAUUGAAACUAGCUUAUCUCCAUAUAUAGAGGAGAGUCCCAGCAUUGAUGACUUAGAAGAAAGUUUGCGGAAACUUAAAGUUCAGGUGGACAGUUUGGCCUCAAGUCUGAGUUUUGACCCUCAUCAAGAUUAUGCCAUAGAUUCUGGCACUACAGUCAACUCGAGCACUUUUAAUUCUACGUGGCCAAGAUUUCAUAAUGGGACCUGUGCAGAGGCAGACACUGGAGAUUCACCAAAGCAAUCUGCAGAGUCAGAGUGGUUUCUGAACCCAAGACAUCUAGUCAAACCAUUGGGAGAGUAUCCAGCACUAACAAGCUUAGGCCUUCCUACAUUCUCCACAUCACCCAUCAACCGUGUUCCAGGGCUCCUGGGGAGUGAGAUUGCAAGUAGGAACUAUGUGCCAUCACUGGAUCUUGCACAUACAGAGUCUUUCCCAGUGAAGCUUGCUGCUCCUCAUGUGAUUGGAGUCAGGUCAUUGUUGCCCCCUAAAAUCCCGGUGCAGGAUCGCUCUCCUGAAAGGUCCCUCUCCCUUGAUCGUUCUGGGACCAACCGAUCCCGUUCAUUCUCUCCGGCUCCCAAAAGAAGCCGGUGGCUAAGAUCUCGCUCACAGUCACCUAGACCCAUCUGGAGACCAAAUUCUGCUAAGGCAAAUGCCUGUGCCCAGCCUCCACCGCACUUUGGCAGGUCCAGGUCCAGCAGAAAGAAAACGGCUUCAACCAGACAAUCACGAUCCAGAAUAUACAAACCAGGAGCCCUGGCUGCCAGGUCCUGUACUCCAGCCAGGAUGAAUACAAGGGGAACACUGAGCUAUUCUUGGAGCCCUUACAGUCUGCCCUCCACCACUGUAUCCUCACCAACAGCUCAGGAGAUUAAUGAACGGUUUCUGCAGACUCUUGCAGAAGGUGCUGUUGGGAGGUCCCUGAUAGAAGUGUCCCCGUAUCAGAAGGAGCUGGCUCGUCUCAGGCUGGAGCGCCUGCGUGUGGAGGAGGAAUGGUUAUUAGAACUAAAGAGGCAGCAAGAAUUGGAGCGAACUCGGGGUCCAAAACCAAAGUGGUAUGAGAUGAAAAACUCCCAGUUUCAUUAUGAAGCCCACAAGAGUAACGAGUUGCUGAGGAACAGCCAGGACUUGCAGUCUGUAUAUAACUAUAGGCAGGAACUGGCAGCAAUGUCCAAGGAAUUCCAACAGCAUUUGAAACCUGCUCACCUGCACUCUCUCUAGUAAUAACAAAAAUGCAUGGGAAGAGCUCUAACCAACCUGUGCUGGUAGGAGAUGCAAUCCGAGAGUCCAGCCUGUGAAUUCUGGGAGGCCCAUGUGCUGUGCGUAAUGAAGAGGAAACAAGAUGGUGGAGAGGGGAAUUCUUUAGACCCAGUAGCCUAUGGGCCAGUUCCACUCCAGUGCAACUUCACUGCCUUCAGCGCUGAAGUUGGCUUAUUAUCAUAAAUAAUAACUGACUAAAUCACUAAUGCUAUUAUUCACCUCUGUACUAAGGGCCAGCAGAAAAUCUAUGUGCUGGCCUUCCGCACGGGGGGGAAAUCUUACCCUAUGAGGAAUUAUCCCGAAUCAACUUACUUGCAGUAUAAAAGAGCCUUUCACUGAAGUGGAGGGGAAAGGAUUGAGGCAAGGGAAAAGUUAAGGGAACAAAUCUAUGGAAAGAUUAUAACGAGGACCACAGAAACAGCCCUAAAGCCCUAGUUGUCAGAUCCUGCAGCUUGAGAUGAUGGGGGAAAAAAAAACUCCGAACACGGCAUUGAUUGGCUCGGACACAUUGAUAAAUAGCAUAAUGGCAUUUGUUCAGCCUUUCCACUGAUGGUGGCCUCUCUUUUCAACACUUGCUUCCAUCAAAGUGCAGUUUCAGAGCGACUCCUUGCUCUUUUUUGCAGUUUCCUUCAUUCUUUCUUUAAUCCCUUCUGUAAUUAGCUGCUGGCUAGUGGAGCAUUCCAAAAGCAGCAAGCUGCCCAGGUUCAGCUGCAAACAAAAGGUGCACUGGUUCCUGCAGCUACUUACAGAUGUUCUCUGCUGCAUGAUCCCAAGGUGCAAUGCAGGCAGUUCUGGAAGCCAAGACAAUGGCAGGCUGGUAGGUUGGUUUGUUUUGGAGACUUUAGCCUGCAGUGUCCAUUAUUUCCACAGUUUACAAGCAAACAGCCUAGGGAUGAUCCAUCUCUGUUCCCUAAACAAUAUAAUUAAUUCUACUUUAACAACUUUCUAGUUAACAUUUUUAAUUUUCCGACAGAGGCCUUAGAAUAUAUUGAUUGUUUUAAUAAAACUCUGUUAACAGUGAUCAUUGCUAGCAAUCACAGGGGGACAUUAGUAGGCCUUGGUUUGGAGCACUUCAGCUAUCCAGCACAGAUAAUCUAUUUGCUACACUGAAGGCAAAAUAUUCUGAACUAUUACAGAGGGGAUCUGGGAAUAGGGACUAAUUUCACAAGCACAGAAGGACCCGAAUAAAGAAGAUAAAUGUCA